Trypanosoma rangeli is the source of this 1599-nucleotide messenger RNA. Its product is annotated as leishmanolysin. Gene Ontology annotation, molecular function: metalloendopeptidase activity. Gene Ontology annotation, biological process: proteolysis; cell adhesion. The transcript has a single exon. Gene Ontology annotation, cellular component: membrane; cytoplasm. The coding region runs from base 1 to 1599 and encodes 532 amino acids. The record is from RefSeq and is a predicted model, not a curated record. Lineage: Eukaryota; Euglenozoa; Kinetoplastea; Trypanosomatida; Trypanosomatidae.
AUGCCCGAUGGCAGAAGGGUGAAAUGCACAGAGGACAUUAUUUUGACGGAGGCGAAGAAGGACAUUAUUUUGAAGCAACUCCUCCCGGCAGCAAUUAAGAUGCACGCCGAGCGUCUGUCCGUGAAGCCUGUGGAAGAUACCAUCCGUAUGCCCAUGCCAGAUCAUGGUCUAGGGCCGUGCAGCAAUUUCACCAUCCCUUCCUGGCACCACACCAUCGGCGUGAGCGGCGCCGACAUGAUCCUCUACGUCGACGCUUUCCUAGGUAGGGAAUUCGUUGCAGUGGCGGAUGUAUGCGCCACUCUAAAGGACGGACGCCCGUGCGCUGGCGUCGUAAACUUCAACCCGCGGCACGUAAGGGCCACUGAUGAAGCUGUUCGUAUUACAACGCACGAGAUUGGGCACGCCCUUGGGUUUUCGUUCAAUCAGUUUUCAGAGUUCAAUAUGCUCUCCAAUGUCUCCAAUGUGCGCGGGAAGAAGGAGGUGUGGGUGGUUUCCUCACCGAAGGUGAAGGAGCUGGCAAGGAAGUACUAUAAUUGCUCCACACUUGAGGGCAUGGAGCUGGAUGGUGAGGCUAGUGAGGAGGCAAGCUUGAUCCACUGGAAUGAACGCAACACAAGGGGGGAGUUGAUGAGUCCUGGGAGCCGGAUCGCUUAUUACUCGGCAUUCACGCUUGCGGCAUUUGAGGACAUGGGUGUGUACAAGGCCAACUACGACAUGGCGGAGCCGUUGCAGUGGGGCAACAACUCUGGUUGCGGGCUGCUGGAAAAUAAGUGCUUGACCAAUGGCCGCACCGACUACCCUGAGUUGUUCUGCAGUACGUUCUGGAAUGACCACAGACUGCUCUGCACGUAUGACCGUCUUUCUCUGGGGACGUGUAACCUAAAGACUCAUCACCAGCCCCUUCAACUGCAGUUUCAGUACUUUGAUCAACCCACACAUGGAGGCGAAUCACAGUAUAUGGAGUUUUGUUCGUUUGUUAGGGAUCUUGAAGCGUCUGCGUGCACCAACGGUAACCCUAAUAAAUUCACUGGAAGCUUCAUUGGCCCGGGCUCACGGUGCGUAAAGGGAGAGGGGCUUCGUUUUGAUUACCAAGAGAUUGGCGAUGUGUGCGUGAACACGCAGUGCAGUGGGGGUAAGCUGAGGGUGCAGUUCCUUGGCGACGGUACGUGGCGCGACUGCAAUGAGGGUGACACGGUUGCGCCGUCGGGGGGCAAAUGGCGUGGAAGCAUCAGGUGCCCCAAAUAUGCCGACGUGUGCACAGCCGUCCCCAACACCUGGGCCCUCCCAAUACCAGUCGUUGCCCCGCCACUGGCGGAGGAGCCAAACCCUGCACAUACAAAUGAUGAAUCAGGCGGCACUCAUCCUGAUCCUGGUGCCUCGCCCUCAACGUAUCAGUCGCGCAAUACCAACCCGGAACGUAGCCCAACCAGCAUGCGUGGUGAGGUUACUCCGAACCCGUAUGGAAAAAGCAGCGUUGGAGGCAAUUGGAAUCACGGGGGGAAUGAAUUCGGAAUCGGUGACACUUCAGUUGCGGCUGCUGGCCUCAGUUACCUUGCGGUUCUCGCCGUGACCGUCGCUGUGGCGAUAGCGCCUCUCUGA